This is a messenger RNA of Spinacia oleracea (spinach), 636 nucleotides long. RefSeq lists its product as uncharacterized. NCBI's taxonomy places the organism in Eukaryota, Viridiplantae, Streptophyta, Magnoliopsida, Caryophyllales, Amaranthaceae. The transcript has 2 exons. The record is from RefSeq and is a predicted model, not a curated record. Bases 68 to 355 code for a protein of 95 amino acids.
UUGCUCACAUUUCCCAAAACCCUCAAAACAUUGUUCACCCAAAGAGGGGUUUUGGGGUUAGGAGAGUAUGGAGACAUUGGAGAGUGUUCAAAGCGCAUUCCGCAAGAUCUCCAAAGAUGCCAAAUCGUUGGGUUCUUCAGCUUUCGAACCACAAUUAACAUCACCUUCACCAUCUUCUUCAUAUGGGCCUCCUGGAGUUCUAGCCACCAGACCUUCUAGACAAUGGGUGUCAUUAUGGACUUGCUCAAAGCUUUGUGCGGUUUGCUUUGUUGCUGGGAUUGUUGUUGGCUACACUUUGAAGCGACGAGUUAGGCGUUGGGUCUCCAAUCUUUUGAGGAAAUUGAAAGACGAUUGAGAACUGCUCUCUUCUGCUGGUAUGAUCUUACCGCUUGAAUUAUCAAAGAUACCGAGAAACGAAGUUGAACUCCUUGACCUUUUCCUUAUCUAUUGUCUAAUUACAUGCAAACCAUUAAUGUCGGGGGUGGGGGUAAUUAACUGGUCUUUCUGUCUUACUUUUGGCGUAUUUGUUAUAGUGCAUAGUAAACAUUUAAACAGGCACCCAAAUAGUGGUGGAUUUUUCAAUGUACCUUGGUGAUUCAUAUAUUUGUUAUGUGAAGCAUAGCUUUUGUAGUUUUA